Lutra lutra (Eurasian river otter) is the source of this 9835-nucleotide messenger RNA. RefSeq names its product plexin B1 (gene PLXNB1). Gene Ontology annotation, cellular component: semaphorin receptor complex. Gene Ontology annotation, biological process: regulation of cell migration; positive regulation of axonogenesis; regulation of cell shape. Gene Ontology annotation, molecular function: semaphorin receptor activity; protein binding. The record is from RefSeq and is a predicted model, not a curated record. NCBI's taxonomy places the organism in Eukaryota, Metazoa, Chordata, Mammalia, Carnivora, Mustelidae.
GGGCGGGGUAGCGCCGGGCCGCCCGCGCCCCGGGCUCCGCUCCUGGCACUCGGCUCCCCUGGCCGCGACCCGCGUUGCCGUGGCUACCGCCCGCGAGCAGCCCGCGCCCCCACAGGGAGGGGUCGAGUCCCCCGCCCUCGGCAAGUGCGGAGCCCGCAGGGCUGGAAUGCGGGGUCCCGGGCGGCUCGGGGCCGCGCGCCCGGCUCUUGUGGCUGCUUCCGGCCUGGCCUUGGCGGCGGGCGGGGGGUGGGGGGGGAGGGCGGCCCGGCGGGCGCUGGGGGAAGGAGCGAAGCCCGGCCCGGCCGACGCGGCUUUGUCUCCUUUGUUCCCGGCGGUGGCAGCGGCGCGGCGGGAGGGGCGGGCAAGCGGGCGCGCUUUUCCGCCCCUCGGUCUCCGGGUAACAGCUGCGGCGCGGCCGGAGCCACCUCCCGGGGUGGGGGGGGGCAGGGGGCAGUGAGACCGCCGCGCGCAGAUCCCGAGCCCGAAGCGGCCGGAGCCCGCCUCGGCGCGCUCCUCCUGCGGGGCCCUGCGGGGUGGUAACUCCCACACAGGUCAUGCUGUUGUCUCCUGAUCCAGCCGGCCCUGCCAGGUGAGCCUGACUACAAACCUAGGCACCUGGGAGAAGUGUGACCAUGCCCGCCCUCGGCCCAGCUCUUCUCCAGGCGCUCUGGGCCGGGUGGGUCCUCGCCCUCCAGCCCUCUCCACCAGCUGCUUUUGCUCCCAACGGCACACACCUGCAGCAUCUGGCACAGGAUCCCACUUCAGGCACUCUCUACCUAGGGGCCACCAACUUCCUGUUCCAGCUGAGCCCUGGGCUGCAGCUGGAGGCUGCCGUGUCCACUGGCCCCGUGCUAGAUAGCAGGGACUGCCUGCCUCCUGUGAUGCCUGAUGAGUGCCCCCAGGCCCAGGCCACCAACAACCUGAACCAGCUGCUCCUGGUGAGCCCAGGGGCCCUGGUGGUGUGCGGGAGCGUGCACCAGGGGGUCUGUGAGCUGCGGCGCCUGGGGCAGCUCGAGCAGCUAUUGCUGCGACCCGAGCGCCCUGGGGAUACCCAGUAUGUGGCUGCCAAUGAUCCUGCAGUCAGCACGGUGGGACUGGUGGCCCAGGGCUUGGCAGGGGAGCCCCUUCUCUUUGUGGGGCGGGGAUACACCAGCAGGGGCGUGGGGGGUGGCAUCCCUCCCAUCACAACCCGGACCCUGUGGCCUCUGGACCCCCAAACUGCCUUCUCCUAUGAGGAGACGGCCAAGUUGGCCGUGGGCCGCCUCUCCGAGUACAGCCACCACUUCGUGAGCGCCUUUGCACGUGGGGCCAGUGCCUACUUCCUGUUCCUGCGGCGAGACCUGCAGGCUCAGUCUAGAGCCUUCCGUGCCUAUGUGUCCCGCGUGUGCCUCCGGGACCAGCACUACUACUCCUACGUGGAGCUGCCUCUGGCCUGCCAGGGAGGCCGCUACGGGCUGCUCCAGGCUGCGGCUGUGGCCACAUCCCUGGAGGUGGCCCAGGGGGAGGUACUCUUCGCAGCCUUCUCCUCGGCUGCUCCCCCAACUGUGGGCCGGCCUCCAUCGGCCGCUGCCGGAGCAUCUGGAGCCUCUGCCCUCUGUGCCUUCCCUCUGGACGAGGUGGACCGCCUUGCUAACCGCACGCGAGACGCCUGCUACACCAGGGAGGGCCGCGCCGAGAACGAUGUGGAGGUGGCCUACAUCGAGUACGAUGUCAAUUCAGACUGCGCACAGCUGCCGGUGGACACCCUGGAUGCUUAUCCCUGUGGCUCGGAUCACACACCCAGCCCCAUGGCCAGCCGUGUACCCCUGGAAGCCACACCCAUUCUGGAAUGGCCAGGGGUUCAGCUGACAGCUGUGGCAGUUACUGUGGAGGAUGGACACACCAUUGCUUUCCUGGGUGACAGUCAAGGGCAACUGCACAGGGUCUACUUGGGCCCGGGGAGUGAUGGCCACCCGUACUCCACACAGAACAUCCAGCAGGGGUCUGCUGUGAGCAGAGACCUCACCUUUGAUGGGGCCUUCGAGCAUCUGUAUGUCAUGACCCAGAGCACACUUCUCAAGGUUCCUGUGGCCUCCUGUGGUCAGCACCUGGACUGUGCAUCUUGUCUUGCUCACAGGGACCCAUACUGUGGGUGGUGUGUGCUCCUUGGCAGGUGUAGUCGCCACUCCGAGUGCUCACGGGGACAGGGCCCAGAGCGGUGGCUCUGGAGCUUCCAGCCUGAGCUAGGCUGUCUGCACGUGGCAGCCAUGAGUCCUGCCAACAUCAGCCGAGAGGAGCGGAGAGAGGUUUUCCUGUCAGUGCCUGAUCUGCCGCCUCUGUGGCCAGGAGAGUCCUAUUCCUGCCAGUUUGGGGAUCACCAGAGUCCUGCCCUGCUGACCAGUGCCGGUGUGAUGUGCCCUUCCCCAGACCCUAGUGAGGCCCCAGCACUGCCGAGAGGAGCCGACCACGUGUCCAUGAGCAUGGAGCUCAGGUUCGGUGCUGUGGUGAUUGCCAAAGCUUCGCUCUCUGUGUAUGACUGUGUAGCGGUCACUGAGCUCCGCCCGUCUGCGCCGUGCCAGGCCUGUGUGAGCAGCCGCUGGGGGUGUAACUGGUGUGUCUGGCAGCAGCUGUGCACGCACAAGGCCUCGUGUGACGCCGGGCCGAUGGUGGCCAGCCAGCAGAGCCCGCUUCUCUCCCCAGCCCCUCCAGCAGGAGAUGUACCCACCCCCUUCCCACCCAGAACCCCCCAGGUCCCAGUCACCUCUGUUCCCGACGCCCUUCCUGUGGAGCCUGGGGUCCCCUCCACGGCCACAGCCUCGGCUGUCCCACCUGGGGACAGGCCUUCCCUGCUCAGCCCCUGGGGGCCAGGGGCGGGUCCUGGUCCGGUACCUGCCUCCGCCUCCACAGAGUCACCUCUCCAUGAGGAACCUCCCCCUCCCGACCCCCCCAACAGACCUGGAACUGCUGUCCCCGCCCCCACUGACUCCGGACCCACGGCCACACCCGAGGACCUCUCGGCCUCCCACCCAUCGCCCUCAGAUGCAGCAGCACUGCCCCCCGCCCCUGCAGACCCCGGCCCUGAGGCCGACCCCUCUGCGGCACUCCUGGACCAGCCCCCCGGCACUGCUCCCACCACCACUUUCCCAGGGGCCGCUGGCUCCGUGAAACCUGCCCCGGACUGGCUUACGAGAGAAGGCGGCGAGCUGCCUGAGGCGGACGAGUGGACAGGGGGUGACACGCCCGCCUUCUCCACUUCCACCCUCCUCUCAGGUGAUGGAGACUCGGCUGAGCACGAGGGCCCUCCCGCCCCCCUCAUCCUCCUGUCCAGCCUCGACUACCAAUACGACACCCCCGGGCUCUGGGAGCUGGAGGAGGUGAACCGGGGGCCAAGUGCCUGCCCUUGUGUAGACAGUGUUCAGGGUUCCAUGCUAAUGCCAGUGCACGUGGAACGAGAAGUCCGGCUGCUGGGCAGGAACCUGGGCCUCUUUCAGGACAGCCCAGGAGACAAUGAGUGUGUGAUGGAGCUGGAGGGCCGCGAAGUGGUGGUUGAGGCCCGGGUGGAGUGCGAGCCCCCUCCAGACACCCAGUGUCGUGUGAUCUGCCGGCGGCACCAGCUCAGCUAUGAGGCUCUGCAGCCAGAGCUCCGCGUGGGGCUGUUUCUGCGUCGGGCUGGCCGUCUGCGCGUGGACAGUGCCGACGGGCUGCAUGUGGUGCUGUACGACUGCUCUGUGGGACAUGGGGACUGCAGCCGCUGCCAAACUGCCAGGCCCCAGUACGGCUGUGUGUGGUGUAAGGGGGAGCGUCCACGCUGUGUGGCCCAGGAGGCGUGUGGCGAGACCGAAGCUGUGGCCACUCAGUGCCCCGCCCCCCUCAUCCAUUCGGUGGAGCCACUGACUGGGCCAGUGGACGGAGGCACCCGUGUCACCAUCAGGGGCUCCAACCUGGGCCAGCACGUGCAGGACGUACAGGACACAGUCAGGGUGGCCGGGGUGCCCUGUGUCGUGGACGUUCUGGAGUACGAGGUCUCUAGUAGCUUCGUGUGCGUCACUGAGGCCAGUGGUGGAGAGGUAGCUGGCACGGUGACGGUGGAGGUGCCAGGAAGAGGACGUGGCAUCUCAGAGCACAACUUCGCCUACCAGGACCCGAAGGUGUAUUCCAUCUUCCCGACCCGGGGCCCCAGAGCUGGGGGCACCCAUCUGACCCUGCAUGGCUCCAAGCUACUGACUGGGCGGCUGGAGGACCUCCGAGUUGUCGUUGGAGACCAGCCUUGUCACCUGCUGCUGGAGCAGCAGGCUGAGCGGCUGCAGUGUGAGACCAGCCCCCGCCCUACGCCUGCCACGCUUCCUGUGGCUGUGUGGUUUGGGGCCACUGAGCGGAGGCUUCAACACAGCCAGUUCGAGUACACAUCAGACCCCAAUGUCACCUCUGCCGGUCCCACGAAGAGCUUCCUCAGCGGAGGACGUAAGAUAUGGGUCCGUGGCCAGAAUUUGGAUGUGGUACAGACACCAAGAAUCCGAGUGACUGUGGCCCCAAGAGCCCUGCUGCCUAGCCAGGGGCUUGGGCGGAGGCGCCGCGUGAUCCCGGAGACGGCAUGCUCCCCUGGUGCUUCCUGUGGCGGCCAUCAUUUUGAGGAGCCAUGCCACGUGAACUCCUCUCAGCUCAUCAUGUGCCACACACCUGCCCUCCCAGGCCUGCCCGAGGACCCCUGGGUCCGGGUGGAAUUUAUCCUCGACAACCUGGUCUUUGACUUCGCAACGCUGAACCCCACACCUUUCUCCUAUGAGGCCGACCCCACCCUGCAGCCCCUCAACCCCGAGGACCCCACCAUGCCAUUUCGGCAUAAGCCUGGGAGCGUGCUCUCUGUGGAGGGGGAGAAUCUGGACCUUGCGAUGUCCAAGGAGGAGGUGGUGGCCAUGAUAGGGGAUGGCCCCUGUGUGGUGAAGACACUGACCCGCCACCACCUGUACUGUGAGCCCCCCAUGGAGCAGCCCCUGCCCCAGCACCACGCCCUCCGAGAGACACCGGAUGCUUUGCCUGAGUUUACGGUGCAGAUGGGGAACCUGCGCUUCUCCCUGGGCCACGUGCAAUACGAUGGCGAGAGCCCUGUGGCUUUUCCCAUGGCAGCCCAGGUGGGCUUAGGGGUGGGCACCUCUCUUCUGGCUCUGGGCGUCAUCAUCAUUGUCUUCAUAUACAGGAGGAAGAGCAAGCAGGCCCUGAGGGACUACAAGAAGGUCCAGAUCCAGCUGGAGAAUCUGGAGAGCAGUGUGCGGGACCGCUGCAAGAAGGAGUUCACAGACCUCAUGACCGAGAUGACCGAUCUCACCAGUGACCUACUGGGCAGUGGCAUCCCCUUCCUUGACUAUAAGGUGUAUGCCGAGAGGGUCUUCUUCCCCGGGCACCAGGAAUCACCCUUGCACAGGGACCUGGGUGUCCCUGAGAGCAGGCGCCCCACCGUGGAACAGGGGCUGGGGCAACUCUCCAACCUGCUCAACAGCAAGCUCUUCCUCACCAAGUUCAUCCACACCCUGGAAAGCCAGCGCACCUUCUCGGCUCGGGACCGCGCCUACGUGGCAUCUCUGCUCACUGUGGCUCUGCAUGGGAAGCUCGAGUACUUCACUGACAUCCUCCGCACACUGCUUAGUGACCUGGUGGCCCAGUACGUGGCCAAGAACCCGAAGCUGAUGCUGCGCAGGACGGAGACCGUGGUGGAGAAGCUGCUCACCAACUGGAUGUCCAUCUGCCUGUACACUUUUGUCAGGGACUCAGUAGGGGAGCCUCUGUACAUGCUUUUUCGGGGAAUUAAGCAUCAAGUAGACAAGGGACCAGUGGACAGCGUGACCGGCAAGGCCAAAUACACCCUGAAUGACAACCGCCUUCUCAGAGAGGAUGUGGAAUACCGUCCUCUGACCCUGAACGCACUGUUGGCUGUGGGGCCUGGCGUGGGAGAGGCCCAGGUGCCUGUGAAGGUCCUGGACUGUGACACGAUCUCCCAGGCCAAAGAGAAGAUGUUGGACCAGCUUUAUAAAGGAGUACCUCUGGCCCAGCGGCCAGACCCCCGCACCCUGGAUGUCGAGUGGCGGUCCGGGGUGGCCGGGCAUCUCAUUCUUUCCGACGAGGAUGUGACUUCGGAGGUCCAGGGUCUGUGGAGGCGCCUGAACACCCUGCAGCAUUACAAGGUCCCAGAUGGAGCGACUGUGGCCCUGGUCCCCUGCCUCACCAAGCACGUUCUCCGGGAAAACCAGGAUUAUAUCCCUGGAGAGCGGACCCCAAUGCUGGAGGAUGUGGAUGAGGGGGGCAUCCGGCCCUGGCACCUGGUGAAGCCGAGUGAGGAACCGGAGCCCCCCAGGCCUCGGAGGGGCAGCCUUCGGGGCGGGGAGCGCGAGCGAGCCAAGGCCAUCCCUGAGAUCUACCUGACUCGCCUGCUGUCCAUGAAGGGCACCCUGCAGAAGUUUGUGGACGACCUCUUCCAGGUGAUUCUCAGCACCAGCCGCCCCGUGCCACUUGCUAUCAAGUACUUCUUUGACCUGCUGGAUGAGCAGGCCCAGCAGCACGGCAUCUCUGACCAGGACACCGUCCACAUCUGGAAGACCAACAGCCUGCCCCUGAGAUUUUGGAUCAACAUCAUAAAAAACCCACAGUUUGUGUUCGACGUGCAGACGUCUGAUAACAUGGAUGCAGUGCUCUUGGUCAUCGCGCAGACGUUCAUGGAUGCCUGCACGCUUGCCGACCACAAGCUGGGUCGGGACUCCCCCAUCAACAAACUUCUAUACGCUCGAGAUAUUCCCCGUUACAAACGGAUGGUAGAAAGGUACUACGCAGACAUCAGGCAGACUGUCCCUGCCAGUGAUCAAGAGAUGAACUCCAUCCUGGCUGAGCUGUCUCGGAACUACUCUGGGGAUCUUGGGGCACGAGUGGCCCUCCACGAGCUCUACAAGUACAUCAACAAGUACUAUGACCAGAUCAUCACUGCCCUGGAGGAGGACGGCACGGCUCAGAAGAUGCAGCUGGGCUACCGGCUCCAGCAGAUCGCAGCUGCUGUGGAGAACAAGGUCACAGACCUGUAGGGACCUGGCCAGCCCUGGCCUGCCAUUGCCUCAGCCCUGCCCGGGCGGCCCCAGAGCCAUGAGGGAGAAACUACCUUCUUAGAUGCCUGUAGUGCCUGACAAGCCGAGUUAGUGGAAGGUGGCUCCCAGUUCCCCUGGGGGCUCUGGCCUGGGCCCUGCUGGACCUGUCUCGCAGGCCUGGGGCCUUGAGGCUGAUCGGGUGGGGCCCAGCCUGCUCCCUGAGCCCAGUGACCCUGUGGGCUAUUUUGUGUGUGACGUCAGUCUGUGGGGAGUCAGGGACUAAGGGCUUCCAGAGAGUGGCUGGUGGGGCCUCCAGCCCCUGGAGAGACUGUACUGUUCCUGUACACUGGCCUUUAUCCCGCUGGGAUGCAGAGGGGGAGGAGAAGAGCCCCACUUCCUGUCCUGCCCUCUUCUGUCAUCCCUGACCUCAGUUUAGCUGCCUCUGGCCUUGUUGCUGCUGUCAUGUUCCUAGGUCUGAGAGAGGAAUGCCUUUGCUAGGCCACUGAAAACUGACCCCUCCGUGGGGCUGGCUGCCUCCAGGCCACCCUGCCUCAGAGGCAGCCCAUGGUGAGGGCCACCUGCUGCAGGUGCCCGGGGGAGAGUGGUGGCCCCACUGACCCAGAUCUUCAUUAAAGGAUAACACACUGCAUGGCGUCUGAUGUGUGGGCUCAGCCCAGCCCCUCCCCUGGUAGGAGGUGGCAGCCUGCCUGUCAGGCCCUGGAGGGAGCUGGGAUCUGUACCCUGGGACGUGUGUGUAUGUGUGGGGGACAGUUCUCGUCACCCUCAUAUGAGGCUGCAGCGCGAACCCCAUCCAGGAUGGGCUGGGGAGCUUGCAACCUGAGGCGGGGCGCUGGGGGCCGGUCUGAGUCCCAUCAGGGGCCCUGCCUUGUCUGUAGCACAGAUGUUUUCAGGUCGCCAUCCUGUCGUCUUGUCGUCUGAGAGGAGCUGGAGAGGAGGACACUAGUACAGGUGACUCCAGGCACAGUGGGUCUUAGGCCGCUUCUCCAUACUCCUGCUUCCUGGCUCCCCACAUCCUUCUUGCCUGGGACGUUUGAAGGGGCUCCUGGAUACUCCAGGCAUCCUGGGUGGGGGGGCUUGACCCAACGUCUGCCUGUGUGAAGGCCACCUUGGGUGGUGAUUCCUGAUUCACAGCUGGAGGUGAGCGUUGAGACUGUCCCGGUCGGGUCUUGUGUUGCUGGCUGGGCCUGUCCGUCUGGGUCUCGAUGCCCCUUUGACUCAGACCACCUUUGGCCUUGGCAGGAGGCCAGCCUGCCAAAUAGAAACGCCCUCAAAUCUUGACAAGGCUCUCCCCCUUGGCUCUCCACUUACUCCCCAAGCCCAGAGACCCCCCAGGCUCUCUUCCCUUCUGACCAGAAUCCCCACUUCCCACUCGGGUCUUCACAGAGUUUGAAGAGACUGAGGCUGAUAGGAUUCCAAGAGGAGUCCCUUCCUUUCCUCUCAGUGGCCCUAAAGCCAUCUCAGAGUCCUUGCCCCUGAGACAGCGGGAGCCACGCUGAUCUGUCUGUGCCCACUGUGGUCACAGCUGCUGUUCUCUUCCCUGAAGCCACUCCCUCCCCACUUCCGCUCCUCAGAGAGGUCAGCAGUCUGGCUCCAUCCUCUGGGAGCCUGGGAGCUUCGGUGCUUCAGAACGAGGAAACCAGGUGCCUGUGUGCCCGGGAGGGCUGAGCAUUGAACGCGCUCUGAGUUGUUCACUUCACAUCUCAGCCUUCUCAGAACGUUGUUCUAGAUAAAGCAGAGAAUGAAAACGUACCGUGAUAAUGUAGGAAUGUCUUAUAAGUCCUCACUCCGACACCACAGCUGAGAACAGAGAGCUCCAACAGCUCUGCGAUUGCUCGCUUGGGUCUGGCCCCAUUUCAGCAUCACACCCUUGUCAGCCAGACUGACCAGCGUCUUCCUAUGUUUCCAAUCAAGGUGGCAAACGCGUAUUCUCGUGGCUUGGUAUCUCACACAAUCGUGUUAGUGUACAAUGGACCCUGUUUCUUGCCUGGGGUGCCUUCAGGGGUUUAGGAAGUGACUUGCCUUCCUACAUGAACUUUCUCCAAUUUAAAUACUGGAAUAAUUGUCCAGGCAAGAUCUGGGAGUUUUGAUGACUUUUUUGGCAUUUAAAGAACUGUGCUCAAUGGUGUAAUAGCCGAAUUUGUGCUGAUAAAUGGUGGUAUCAUCUUGGAAGCCACUUGAAACCUUGGGAGUGGGCAGAAGGACUCCAGAUCCUCCUGGGCAGCGCUGACAGAUGGCUGUCGGCUGUGCUGGGGGUCACAGGGUGGGCCUUGGCUGCCCCAGGCUUCUGGUUGGGCACCGACACUGGGGUAUCCAAUAUCUUUUCACCCCCCAGCUUCUCCUUAGGAUAACACAUUUCAGAAUAAAUUCAAACCCAAACCUUCUGGUGCUGCUCCAUGGAUCUCCCUUUGAAAGUGUCCUGUUUUAAUUAAGGAUGGUGGCUUAUCCCAUUGCAAAUAUUUACCGGAAAUCUAAGGCAAAGAUAACAUCUUGGUAUUUGAAAGGAAUUUGUUCCAUGAUUGCAAUUUGGGGGUUUUAUUUUUAAGUGUUUGGAUUACUUGGCUGAUAUGUGUACUUGAAGCAGAACGAUCUUUGGGCUGUCCCAGCAGCCACAGGUCUAGGAGUGGGCGGUAGGGUGUGGGGACUGGACCCCUGGGGAAUUUGGGGACUUGGGAUGGUGGUGUACUGCCACCUUCUGGUCACAGUGUGGAAUUUGAUCAGAGGCUGUUAUGGGUAUUUCUGUGUCUGGAACUCUUUAAAAAUCACAGCAAUGA